AAUCUUAUUUCCCGCAUUUCAAUAACGAUGUCUUUUGAUUAUUUUUUUUAACGGUCGUUCAACAGCUGUUAUGGCGCCGAAGUUGUAACCACUACACAUGCUGCUUGUUGCACAAGUUUAUGUAACGUUUGUUGAUGAAAUUGUGAUUUGUUUAUUGUUAUUUUCGUUAAAAAACACUAAGUAGUGAUUGUUAAAUAUGUCGUUCAGUAAAGCAAGACUCCAAAGAUUUAACGAGGUUAAAUUAACUCCUUCGUCUACUAGUAAGGGACUUUCUGAAAACCCAAAGAUAAGACCAAAGCUAACUUUAUGUGAUAAAUCAAUAGAUAAAUCCAAAUCUGAAACAGGUUCUUCCCAAAGCAUUCCAGUUUUCCGUACCCCAACUGUGUUGAAACAGAAAUUGAAAAAGACUGUAAAAACAUGUACCUCAUCAACCCCCAAUAUUAAAGAAGCUGCAAACCAGAAUUUGGAGAUUUUAAGGGAAAAAAUUGUGGAAUGUGAAAAUAAAGAUGCUUUUAUUAAAGAUUUAACGCAACAACUUGAAGAAUUGAAAGAAAAAAUUAAUCAAAUUCGAAAAGAUAAAGAAAAUAUUGAAAAUGAAAAAACAAAAUGUGAACAAGUAAUUAACGAUUUAAAAAAACAACACGAAAUCAAUUUAGAAACUAUACAGAGUGAAUUCCAACAAAAAUUAUUGAAAACUUCGAGUUUAAAGGUUAAAGUAUGUGAAAAACUUCAUCAUUUAAAGGAAGAUUUUGAAAAAUUUCGAAAUAUUUAUGUUACUGAUUUAAAUGAUUUGAAAAAUAAUUUCGGCGAACUUCCGGUUCGUUUUAACGAAUAUUCGUUACAAUACGACACGAUUUUAAAACAAAAACAAGCAGAAAUCGAUCACCAGAAAAAAAAUUUGGAAGUAUUAAAACAGAAUUCCAUCGAAAUUGAAAAGCAAAACUCCGCUCAAAUAGAAAACUUGAAAAAAGAACAACAAAUCGAAAUGGAAAAUUUAGAAUUCGAAUUGUUGAAAACUAUGACUAAUCUGCAAAAAGAAAAAGACACUUGCGCGAUAAAAAUCGCGGAAAUGCAGAAAAUAAUGGAUGCGAAAAUAGAAGAAACAAGAGAAGUUUUUGAAAAAGAAAAAAUUAAGUAUCAGUUAGAAUUGAAAAUGAAUGAUAAACAGCAGGAAAAUCGCGAUAGCGACUUGGAAAAAUUGGAAUUGGAAUGGAAAACGAAGUUGAAACAACAAGAAACUAAAGCUGAGGCUAUUUUAAAAGAAUGUCAAGCUAUAAGUGAAUACAAUAUAAUACAAUGCACUCUUGAAAAAAACGCAGUCACCAACGAUCUAAAACAAACUACAGAACAAUUAAAUAAAAUUAAAACAAACUAUGAAGAACUAACAGACGAUUUUAAUAACUUGAAGAACAAAUACGACGUUCUAGAAUCGGAAUUGAUUUCCAAAAAAGAAGAAUUACAAGCUGUGCAGACAUAUUUAAAUGAAGAAAUAGAACAAUACAAGAAAGUGUCGAAAGAAAAAUCAGCAUUUGAAUAUACAAUUAAAAAUUCCCAACGUACCAUUGAGGUAUUAACUAAACGACUAUUUCGUUCAGAUCGAGACGUGGAACAACUAAAAGAAGAACUACAAGAUUACGAGGAGAAAAUGUUGGAAUAUGAAGAAAAAAACGCGCAGUUGCAAUCUGAUUUAAAGCACAUGCAGGAAUUCAACGAAGAACUUGAAAUGCAAUUUGAAUCUACUAUAAAAUUGAAUUGCAAAGACGUGGAAAAUCUCGGUGAUAAAUUGUUGAAAGAAGUAGAUGAUUAUAAAAAAGAAGUUGGUUUGUAUAAGAAGAAAUUUGAACGGGAAGAAAAAUUGAAAAAAGAUAUUAUGCUUCAACUUCACGAGGCUUACGAUAUGAUCAAUAGGUUGAAAGAAGGGUACGAAAACGCCGAAACAUUAUGCAGUCAACAUAAAUUUGAGGUGGAACAAUCACAGAAUGAGUUAGAAGACUAUCACAUGAGAGAAAUGGAUUGGAAUAUAAUAAAAGACAAAUUAGAAUGUACGGUAAAAGACCUAGAGAAUAAUUUGGAAUCGAAAACGCGCGAAAUAGCAGAACUCAAACAACAAAUUGCCUCUUUGAAACAGGAAUCUGAAUCUAUUUCACAUUAUUCGGAGUAUUACAAACAAAAAGUUGAGGAACUGGAAUCAGAACAGAGAGAUAAUGGAAAAAUUCAUAAAAAAUAUAUCGAAUUGUCCGGGAAAUACGAUUUUUUGUCGAGCAAAUACGAAGAAUUAGAAGUGGAAAACUCCCAUAAUAAAAUGAAUUUGAGAAAAUUGAUAGAAGAAAGGAACGACGAUAAUUGGAAGAUGAAAUAUGAAUCGCAGGUUGUUUUAUGUAAGAAACUCGAGUUGGAGAAUGAAAAAUUAAAACGGGAAAUUGAAGAUCGUUUGUAUGAUUUGGAUAUUAAACAACGAACACCAAAGAGCAAAAAAAUAAAAGACGAUGAUAGGGAUACAAAGAAGUAUAUAAAGAAAAAUAGGAAUCCGAAAGAAGAUAAAGAAAACAUGAACAGUCCAAAUAGGACGUUGAAUUCCAGUAGAAUCGAUUCUCCUUUGAGAGACAGAAAUUGAAUCAUCGAUAUGUGUUUUAAUUUAUUUGUAAGGUACAUCGUCGUAUUAUUUCAAUCACUAGGUAUAUUAUUUAUUUUUGUAUGAAAAAAAAAACGAUUUUAUUUAUUUUUAUUGUUUAUUUAAUCACAAAAGCGAAGUCCAAGAAAUUGAUGUACAUCUGUCUUAAAUUGAUUAAAAAAUGACUUUCAAGUUCAAAUUUGAUUGUAAAUAUUCAAUGUUUGGUUUAAAAACCUUCGUAAAAUCUCACCUUUGAAAAUAAUUGAAGUCUAAUUUUGGAUAUGUGAAUAUAAAGGAUGAAAAAAUACCAAAUUCUUAUUUAUUAGGAUUGUAGCUUAUUUUAAUCAUUCCGAAGCGUCUUUAAGAUGAUGAAACUUACUAAGUAAGCUCGGUUAAUUCAAAAAUAAUUUUAGGUAAAGCUGAAAUUAGAAAGUUACCAAUAAGUACCAAGGACGUUGAAAAAAAAAUAUUUUUGCUGUUUGAUUUUUUAUAUUUUUUUCUCACAUAAAUUUAUACAGCAUUGGUAAAACAAUCCAAAGGAAUAUUUUUUCUUAAAAAAAGCGUUAAUUCCACCAAAACUAAACAUUCUGGUGGCUGCGAAACAAAUUUUCACAAAUUUAGUAAUUUUUUUUGGUAUUUGCAGUUUUUUUCGAUACAUUCCUUUCAUUUUCCACCAUUUCUUCUAUUUUUGUGACUUUUUCAUUAACACACAUUCACUGCUUUCAUACUACAGGAAAUUUUCACUAUUUUCCCAUAUUUUUCUCCAUUUUGUCUACCGCAUGGUAACUUAUUGACAUGUGACAGUUGUUUUUUGACCUAUGAAAAAUUUGUCGCCAUUUCAAGUAGAUCACAAUUUAUCUCGACUGUUCCUUGGUAAAAUCUCAAUUUAUUUUCAUUCCACCAAUUAGUGUACACCGCCAUUUCUUCAUCACAACUUUUUGACAUCUGACACAUGUUUUAUAAAAUAUUUCGCCGCCAUUUUGUAAACUUCAAAAUUUGACAUAUGACAGAUGUGUCAGUGAAAAAAAUAUGUCCUUUCGAAUUUUCAAUCACAUCGGCAAUAUUUCGCCCAAUUAACAGUAGGAAAUAUCUAUUUUAAGGUGUUUUUAGUGUUUCUCCUGGUACCGAUUAUGUUUACGAGUAUCCUAAAUCGUGUUUCCAUAACCAACCGUCCUAUUAUGGUGUUAUUUAUUUCAUUAUUCCAAUAAAGGAAAUACACCAUUCACUUUGUCAGUAUUGUAUUAUUUGACUGAUCGAUUAUGUCAUAAAAUUGUAGGUUAUAAGUCAAUGUUUAUUUAUUUUACUAAUUUGUUCACAAUAAAUUGUAAUGUUCGACAUAAAA
Messenger RNA from Diorhabda carinulata, 3953 nucleotides. Its product is annotated as putative autophagy-related protein 11. The transcript is spliced from 5 exons. The record is from RefSeq and is a predicted model, not a curated record. The coding region runs from base 197 to 2614 and encodes 805 amino acids. Lineage: Eukaryota; Metazoa; Arthropoda; Insecta; Coleoptera; Chrysomelidae.